AUGGAAAGUGAUAAUGAUGAUGACAUCACUUUAUGCGCUUUGGCCAAAAAAAUUCAAGAACAAAACACAGUAAUUGAUGAUGACGAUGACAAUGUACCUCUGAUUAAUAUUGUACUUCAGAAAACAAAAAAUAUUUCUUACAAUAUAGAAACUACUGAAUUAGAAGACAAUGUACCACUAAUCAACAUUAGGAACAAAAUAAAAUGUUCAGAUAUUAUCAACAGUAACACUGAUGAAAAUAUCAGCAAAGAAAAUGAAAACAAAAGAGAAAGCAUUAAACAAAAAACAAGCCUAGACAGAAAUCCCAAACAGGCAAAGGAUCAAGAGGGGUCUCAGAAGACAAAAGAUCACAUAGGACUUAGGAGUAUAGAGGAGCAGGAUAAGUUGUCGAUGGAAGAGGGUCAGAAAACAUUACAGGAGACAGAAGGUCAAAUGAGGCUACAGAUGGAAGAGGAUCGGGAGAAAUUGCAGAGGGUAGAAGAUCAACAGGUGGUGCGGAGGACAGAAGAUCAGAGUAUGUCAAAGAGUGCAGAAGAUCAACAAGUGGUGCAGAGGGCAGAAUAUCAGGGUAUGUCAAAGAGUGCAGAAGAUCAACAGGUGGUGCAGAGGGUAGAAUAUCAGAGUAUGUCAAAGAGUGCAGAAGAUCAACAAGUGGUGCAGAGGGCAGAAUAUCAGAGUAUGUCAAAGAGUGCAGAAGAUCAACAGGUGGUGCAGAGGGUAGAAUAUCAGAGUAUGUCAAAGAGUGCAGAAGAUCAACAAGUGGUGCAGAGGGUAGAAUAUCAGGGUAUGUCAAAGAGUGCAGAAGAUCAACAGGUGGUGCAGAGGGCAGAAGAUCAGAGUAUGUCAAAGAGGGUAGUAGAUCAACAAGUGGUGCAGAGGGCAGAAGAUCAGGGUAUGCCAAAGAGGGUAGUAGAUCAGCAAGUGGUGCAGAGGGCAGAAGAUCAGGGUAUGUCAAAGAGUGCUGAAGAUCAACAGUUGGUACAGAGGGCAGAAGAUCAGGAUAUGUCAAAGAGGGUAGGAGAUCAACAGGUGGUGCAGAGGGAAGAUGAUCAGAGUAUGUCAAGGAGGGCAGAGAAACAAGGGAGCUUGCAGAGCGCUAAUGACAAAAACAAUAAUAUUUGUGAACAAGAGGUAUGCGAUGCAACAGGGACCUUUGCAGUUUCAAAUGAAGGAAGUACUAGCAUCGAUGUUUUGAUGCCUUUGUUUGAAAGUGAUAUUAACUUCGACUUUCCGGAAGUAGAAGAUCAAUUUGUAUAUGAAAUAUGUAGCACUAGUUAUGAGACUCCUGAAAUUGAAGUUAAUUCAACGCCAAAAGAAAGCUUCAAUUCAACAGACACAAGUACGACACAAGAGGAUACGGAUACAGAAAUAAGCGAAGAAGUAACAGAGUCUGAAGAAGAAAUAGUGUUAAGACAAUCUCGUCGAAGAAAGAAGAACGUUGAAAAAUGGAAACAGACCAUCCGAAAAAGAAGACGUAAUGCAGGAGAGAGUUAUGUGUCAUCUGAAGGAAAAAAUGUUUCAAAAAAAACAAUGAAACAAAUCUCUUGCAAGUGUAAAUUCAAAUGUUCUCAAAAUUUUAAUGAAGAGGAUCAAAGAUUGAUCUUCACGAAGUUUUGGCAAUUGAAUUAUGAAAAGCAACGAAGUUACAUCAAGGAAAACGUAAUAAAGACAGAUAAACGUCGGAGGACGACAAUGACAGAGUCAAGGAGAAAAAAGACUCUACAGUACUUCUUCACAGAUCGAGGAGAAAAUCGAGUGCAAGUGUGCAAGAAGACCUUUCUGUGUACGCUUGGAUUAGGAGAGCGCACUGUUCAGUAUACCUUGGGACGACAGGAGAAAAACGGCAUGGCAGAUAGAAGAGGGAGGAAGAAAGGGUACUCAAAGUUUACUCAGGAAGACAAAGAGUACAUUCGGGAACACAUACGUUCUUUCCCAACUGUAAGCUCACAUUAUUGUAGAAAAAACACUCAAAGAAGAUAUCUCUCGAAAGAUUUAUCUAUAUCAAAAAUGUACGAACUUUAUCGGGAAAAAUGUUCAGAAGAUGGAAUGGUACCAAAGAAAUUUUGGCUGUAUGAUAGAAUAUUUGGGGAAGAAUUUAAUUUGGGCUUUCAUAAGCCGAAAAAAGAUCUGUGCACCAUUUGUGAAGCUUAUAAACUGUUACCUGAUUCAGAAAAGGAGGCAUCAUCUGAAGAGCACAAGAAACACUUAAAGAGAAAAGAAAAUGCCAGAGCACAGAAACAGGCUGAUAAGUUAAGAGCUAAUGAUCAAGUUAUGGUUUUGAAUUUUGAUCUACAAAAGGUUCUUAUUACACCGCAAAUUUUUGUAUCUGAUGCCUACUACUCUAGAAAGUUGGCCACCUACAAUUUUACAAUUUAUGAUAUGAAUUCUAAAUCUGUUGUCUGUAAUAUCUGGAACGAAACAGAUGCCAAAAGAGGAAGUUGUGAAAUUGCCACAUGUUUGUUUCUAUUUAACAAGAGUGUGGGGCCAAAGGAAGAAAUUGUAUACUUUUCCGACAGUUGUACGGGACAACAACGGAACUUACAAUUCAGCACCAUGUGUUUGUACACUGUUGUUAAUCUUCCUAUAAAUGUCCUGACUCAUUACUAUUUUGAGCGUGGUCACUCUCAAAUGGAGGGGGACAGUGUGCAUGCCACAAUAGAAUGUGCAACGAAGAAAUCAGAAAUAUUCACCACAUCUGACUGGAUCACAGCGAUCAAAAAUGCAAAGCGCAAAGAUCCAAAGUACCAGGUAAAGGAACUAGGCAAUGAAAUGGUGUUGGACUUCAAAGAGUGUGCACAGAAGGUGGUGAGCUGCAAUCGUAGAAAGGAUUCCACAGGAGAGAAUGUGCAUUGGAAUAAAAUUCAUGUUUUCCAAUACAAGAAAGAAAACCCAGACACAAUUUACUUCAAGUAUGAGUUUGAUGAUGAGUUUCGAGCAAUGCCCUUACAAGGAAGAAAAAGAAAAAGUAAGGUUGAUUGUAUGCAGUUGCAUCAGUAUCCACUGAAACCGCUGUACACCCACAGAAUUCCAAUUUCUGAGGCAAAAUAUAAAGAUCUUCAAACACUCUGUCAAAGAGGUUUGAUUCCACGUGCUCACCAGGAUUUCUUCAAGGCUUUACCGCAUGAAGGAGAUACAGAUGCCUUGCCAGAACCGAACGGUUCUGAUGAAUCUGACAUUGACAAUUAAAAUGUCCCUGUCCUAGACGCAUCUAGUGCAUUUGUCAGUGACUGAUUUCAAAGUGCUUUUUUAAUUUAGAUCUUUUUUCCCAUUAAAAUGCGGAUAUUGUUACACUAUGUAAGAUUUUGGUCUAUUAUUGUUAAAAUUUUGGCUUAUUAUUGUUAAAAUUUUUAGUUACCCGGUUAAUACAUUAAUUGUUACAUUAUUGUGAGGGAGCUGCCUCUUCCUUCAAUUUUAUUCAAGAGUUGCAUGUUUGUUAGAGUUGAAUUUUUACAUUUUUUUGUUGCAAUACAAUUUCAUAUAAUUGUUAAUCUAAGAGAUAACCUGUUCUUUGAUGUUAUUGACAGAUUCAUAAUAUAAAAUGUCAAAUUUUGUUUAGAAUGAUAAUUAUACCAUUUCUAGCGAUUAUAAUUUCAAUUAUGUAAAAAAAAAAAACACUUUGUAGACAUGGUUUUUAUCAUUUUUGUUUUUUCAUUUCCUGUUGUUAUCAGUUUAGUUCAAAUAAACAUUUCAACAACUUGCUUUAGUGUAUUUUGUAUUACAUGUAUGUUAUUGCUGGUACAAGUUAUCCACUGUCUCCAUGUGCUUGGGAGAAAAUAAUCAUUCAUUUAUCUAAGGUUAAAUUUAGAGAACAUGGGGAAUAAGUUUAAAAAGGAAUUCCAGGUCCAA
Saccostrea cuccullata (small rock oyster) is the source of this 3846-nucleotide messenger RNA. RefSeq lists its product as uncharacterized. NCBI's taxonomy places the organism in Eukaryota, Metazoa, Mollusca, Bivalvia, Ostreida, Ostreidae. The record is from RefSeq and is a predicted model, not a curated record. The transcript has a single exon. The coding region runs from base 1 to 3186 and encodes 1061 amino acids.